Morus notabilis is the source of this 1482-nucleotide messenger RNA. RefSeq names its product mitochondrial carrier protein CoAc2. The transcript has 7 exons. The coding region runs from base 170 to 1198 and encodes 342 amino acids. Gene Ontology annotation, cellular component: mitochondrial inner membrane. Gene Ontology annotation, biological process: transmembrane transport. The record is from RefSeq and is a predicted model, not a curated record. Lineage: Eukaryota; Viridiplantae; Streptophyta; Magnoliopsida; Rosales; Moraceae.
UACCCCAAAACGUUUAGACAAAUGGUGUCUUCUGAAACCCUCCCAAACAUAUAAAAGCCACAACUUUUGGACACCUUACAAUACUAAAUACUAUUCCGAAACGUUUCGAUUCUUUCUUCCCUCUCACUUUCCUUCUCUCUCUUUCUCUGUGUUAAUAAGUAAUUCUUUAAUGGCGAAAAAGAGAGAAGAAGGGGAAAUGGGUUUGUUCAUGGAAGGAGUAAUAGAGGGCAUGCCGUUGUUUGCCAAGGAGUUGGUGGCCGGUGGCCUCGCCGGUGGCUUUGCUAAGACCGUCGUCGCACCACUCGAGCGUGUCAAGAUUUUGUUUCAGACCAGAAAAGCAGAAUUUCAAAGCAUAGGGCUAUUCGGAUCGUUUAAAAAGAUUGCAAAGACAGAAGGGGUUUUAGGUUUCUACAGAGGGAAUGGAGCUAGUGUUGCAAGAAUUGUUCCCUACGCAGCAUUGCAUUACAUGGCCUAUGAACAAUACCGCAGAUGGAUUAUUGACACCUUUCCUGAUGUGUGGAGGGGGCCAGGACUUGAUCUUGUGGCAGGAUCAUUUGCUGGAGGAACGGCUGUUCUUUUCACUUAUCCUCUUGAUUUAGUUCGAACUAAGUUGGCUUAUCAGGUUGUUGAUUCUUCAAAAUUGAGUGUUCAAGCAUUAGCGAACAAUGAACAAGUAUACAAGGGAAUUCUUCAUUGUUUCUCCAAGAAUUACAAAGAGGCUGGAAUUAGGGGUCUCUACCGCGGUGUGGCUCCAUCCCUCUAUGGAAUCUUCCCAUAUGCUGGUUUGAAGUUUUACUUCUACGAGGAGAUGAAACGUCACGUCCCUGAAGAACAAAAGAAAAACAUUAUGGUGAAACUUGCAUGCGGAUCUGUUGCCGGUUUAUUGGGACAGACGUUUACAUACCCGCUUGAUGUUGUCAGGAGGCAAAUGCAGGUUCAACCGUUCUUGCCAUCAAACAGUGUAGAGGUGAGAGGAACGAUGCAAACCCUCGUUCAGAUCGCCCAAAAGCAAGGGUGGAAACAACUAUUUUCAGGACUUAGCAUCAAUUAUUUGAAGGUCGUACCAUCUGUGGCAAUCGGGUUCACAGUUUAUGACGUUGUGAAGUCGUACCUAAGAGUUCCAUCGCGGGAUGAAGCUGUGGUUGAAGUGGUAACCAAUAAAAGGAAUAUCCAACAAUCGUCUUUUCAGUCCCAGUAACAAUUUCUUUUAAAGUUCUACUUUGAGCUACUAUCCAGCAGAAGUUAAGUCAAGCUUUGUCUUACUUUCGGAAAAGUAAUUCUAGAUUUAAUAACUCUACCAUUUGAGUUUUCUUAAUUGAAAAUUCCAUUCUUUGGAACUGUAUAAUUGAAGACUAGGGUAUUGAGCAGAAUACCUCAUUACAAGGUCUCAAUAAAGGACGAUUUAUUUGUACGCAGACAGAAGUCCUUACACAAUGUACAUACAGAAGGUGGAAGGCUAAUAAAAAUUUCUACUGCUAUAAA